CAUCGGACCCUGCGAAUUCACCGGAGGCGGUCCCUGAACCAAAACUCUUUACCUAGGGCUAUUGGGUCAGUGACAAAAAGAGUGGUUGUAGUUACUGCCGUUUCUUCUUCUGGAGGAUCUUCAAGAGGGAAGGAUUAGUAUGUCGUCAAUAAUCAGAAAAGUGAUCAGCACUUCAAAAGCCCCGGCGGCCAUUGGUGCCUACAGCCAAGCUGUGCUAGUGGACAGGACCAUUUACGUUUCUGGACAGAUAGGCAUGGAUCCUUCCAGUGGACAGCUUGUGCCAGGAGGGGUAGCAGAAGAAGCUAAACAAGCUCUUAAAAACCUGGGUGAGAUUCUGAAGGCUGCAGGCUGUGACUUCACUAAUGUGGUGAAGACAACUGUUUUACUGGCUGACAUAAAUGACUUUGGCACUGUCAAUGAGAUCUACAAAACAUAUUUCCAGGGUAACCUUCCUGCCAGGGCUGCUUACCAAGUCGCCGCUUUACCCAAAGGAAGUCGAAUUGAAAUCGAAGCCAUCGCUGUCCAGGGGCCUUUCACCACAGCAGGACUGUGAGGAGCCAUGCUGAUGCUGACUCUGGAGUCUUUACGAUGUCUCUCACACUUUAAAUUUUACAAAUGAUUCUGGGAAGUGCGCACAUGACCAGAGUGUGAAGUGAUCGUGGAAAUGAUCAUACAUGUGGAGAUGUGACAUUAAUUGGGGAUUAUUCAGGACAGUGGCUAGUGCUGUAAUUUCACUUAUGUGGCUGGGUGUGAGAGAAAGGCACGUAGCUGCUGACAUGGAGAGCAGAAUCAAAGACGAAACAGUAAAGAGCACACCUAAUUAAACCAUAUCAAUUUGCUCGUGUGGAAUACUUAGUUCUCAUGUUAGAUAUCAGAAACUAAAUUAAAAUAUUCAAACUUUAAUAGUACCAGGAGAAAAAAGUGGACCAAAAUCUUAUAAGACAAUACUGCCUUAAUGGAAUAAAAAACAGAUGUGUAACUUUC
Molecule: messenger RNA, 984 nt
Organism: Rattus rattus (black rat)
Lineage: Eukaryota; Metazoa; Chordata; Mammalia; Rodentia; Muridae
Gene: Rida
Product: reactive intermediate imine deaminase A homolog
Exons: 6
Coding region: 140-553 (137 amino acids)
Cellular component (GO): cytosol
Molecular function (GO): deaminase activity
Source: RefSeq, a predicted model, not a curated record